CCCUGUGCGCCGGUGCCCGUCCACUACCGUCCGCCCCACCUGCCGCCCCCGUCGCACGCACUACUGCAGAUAACACAACGGAAGGCGGACGCCGAUGGCCGCCGUGGCAAGCCCCGCCCUCCGGUUCCACCCGAGGGCCGCCUACCCGUCGGCGCCGGCCUCCUCCGGCUCUCCACGCUGCCGAUUCGGCGCCGUUGCUUACUCCUGCUCCAAGUUUGCGAGGCCAUUUCCAAUUCAGAGAGUCAACGGAAGCACGACGCAGAAUUUUGGUGCUCUAAAAGGCCAAGUUUUAAGCAGCAUAAGCAACUAUGAUGGAAGGUUGCAUAUUAAGCAUCCUAUAUGCUUUGCUGCUACUGACAAGCAGGAGCCAGUCGUUUCACUUACCUUGGACACCCCGGUUUUACAAGAGUCAGCAAGUGGUAAUGAAGUGGCCCCUGCAUCUGAAAGCUCCUCCUAUUUCACUGGCAGAGGUGCUGGAAAACCAGGAUUCAUCUCGUUUCAAGGAAACAGCUUCCAAAAGACAGCUGUGGAGGGUGUGCCACAUCCUGGCAAGGAAGCAUCUAGAUUAGUAUGGUUUAUUGGUCCCACUAUCCUUGUGUCAUUCUUGGUUCUUCCAUCUCUUUACUUGCGCAAGGUACUCUCAGCCAUGUUUGAGGAUUCCUUGCUGACAGACUUUCUUAUACUAUUCUUUACCGAGGCUUUGUUUUAUGGAGGAGUAGCAAUUUUUGUCUUCUUGAUUGAUAAAGUCUGGAGACCUUUGCAGCAAGUAGCACCGAAGAGUUACAUUUGGUCAAAAUCCAGAUUUUUCCGCAUUUCCUCAGUAACUACAAUGGUUUUGAGCUUGAUAAUACCACUUUUAACAAUGGGCAUGGUGUGGCCCUGGACCGGACCAGCAGCAUCAGCGACUCUUGCCCCUUAUUUAGUUGGACUUGUUGUACAGUUUGCAUUCGAACAGUAUGCACGGCAUCGGAAAUCACCUUCUUGGCCAGUUAUUCCUAUUAUCUUCAAGGUGUACAGGCUUCACCAGCUGAAUCGGGCAGCUCAGCUGGUGACGGCACUCACAUUUUCUGUCAGAGGAACAGAGACAACAAACCAAACUCUGGCUAUCAUGAACUCAUUAGGAGCAUUACUGACUGUUCUUCAAAUUCUUGGCGUUAUUUGUGUAUGGUCUCUCUCAAGCUUUCUGAUGAGGUUUCUUCCCUCUUCAGACAUUCCAGAUCCCUGACUUAUUGCAGCUUUGGUAGAACCUUAAAACAUGGGGAUAGCUUCCCUAUUGUAAAUUGGUUUACACAGAGCCAGUUGACAUGUUUGCAAGGUUUAGCAUUGCAUUAGGGUGUCUUGAUGCA
Messenger RNA from Setaria italica (foxtail millet), 1346 nucleotides. RefSeq lists its product as uncharacterized. Lineage: Eukaryota; Viridiplantae; Streptophyta; Magnoliopsida; Poales; Poaceae. The transcript is spliced from 5 exons. The record is from RefSeq and is a predicted model, not a curated record. Gene Ontology annotation, cellular component: chloroplast. Bases 95 to 1225 code for a protein of 376 amino acids.